This is a messenger RNA of Dimorphilus gyrociliatus, 1199 nucleotides long. Lineage: Eukaryota; Metazoa; Annelida; Polychaeta; Dinophilidae. The record is from the annotation of a GenBank genome assembly.
AUUUAUUAAUACUUUAGCGUUCAGCUAUUUUUUGAGAUCUUACCAGUGAUCUCGUUUGAAAACUAUUGGUUGGAAACUUUUCAUUUGCAAUUAAACCCGGAAAUUUCACAAAACGACGCAGAAUUAUAUAACAAUUUACUCUAAUCAAUUGUGUAAGACAAAUAAUGGACAAUAAUUCAUCAGAAAAAAACGCCUUCGUCAUGGGCUUCACUGGCGGUAUUGGACAAGAAGUACUAAAAGCUUUAGCAAGAGAGAAGUUGUUCGCCAAGGUUGUUCUUAUUGGUAGAAGAAAAGUUGAAUUUGAUGACGAAGAAUUAAAAACUUGGGAGCAAAGAAUAGUCGAUUUUGACAAUCUAUCAAAACACACCGAAGACUUCAAAGACUUGCACGUGGGAUUCUGUUCACUUGGAACUACAAGAGCGAAAGCUGGCAAAGAAGGAUUCUAUAAAAUUGAUCACGAUUACGUUUUGGAAUCGGCUAAAUUGGCAAAAGAUGGUGGGUGUGAAGAAUUUCACUACGUAAGUUCAGCUGGUGCAGACAAGAGUAGCAUGUUUUUCUAUUUGAAAACUAAAGCAGAGAUUGAGGAUGACUUGUCCAAGGUUGGAUUUAAUAGGCUGAGUAUAUAUCGGCCCAAAAUGCUUUUGGGAAAGAGAGAUGAGGCGAGAAUGGGCGAACGCGUUGCGAAAUUUCUUCUAAAGCCGAUUGUUGCUCUGUCACCAACUGCUCUUAGCGUACCAAUGGAAGAUGUAGCUAAAGCUAUGCUAAAUAACUCAAAGAAGUCUAUUAACGAGUCAGUAGAAAUACUAGAUAACGUUGCUUGCCACAACUUAAGUAAAGAAGGAAACAGUAAAUAAAACAAUGUCAUUAGUAAGAGAUGCAACAGGAAUACGGCUGCUUUCAACAUUUUCUGUAUAUUAAUUAUGCAUAGUGUUCUAUAUCGAUUAACAGAAUAAAUAUGACUAUCCCUGCAAAAAAGAAAAAAAAUAAGAGAUGCUAUUUGUAUUAAUCUACAUAUUUUUUCCCUUUCCCCUUAUCUCCUAAUUGUUCUUUAUUCUUUUUACUAUCAAUUUUUUUCUCUAUACGCCGCUUAAAAGAAGAGAUAGAAGAGAAGAAGAGCCAACUAUAAAAAGAUGCAAAAUUGUUGUACUAUUUUAAUUUUCUUUAUAAUUCGAUAUCAAAUAAAUAACUUGAUAUAACUU